Molecule: messenger RNA, 999 nt
Organism: Zea mays
Lineage: Eukaryota; Viridiplantae; Streptophyta; Magnoliopsida; Poales; Poaceae
Exons: 1
Coding region: 229-705 (158 amino acids)
Source: RefSeq, marked validated
ACAGCGGCGUCGGGUCUAUCCGGGUCUAUCCGCGAACACGUGAGAACUCUCCAGAAACUGCUUUCUCCUCCACUUCAUCUCUCUCGCUUUCCCUCUAUAAAAAGACCCCUUCUAGGAAUUGAGGGAGACAGCAAGCAGCGAUCCGAAGCUCAAUCAAUUCACUCAAACCUCUUCCCCAAAUCUUCGAUUAGAUUCUCGUUGACAAGAAGACUAGAACCGAACCUGACCAUGUCGCUGAUCCGCCGCAGCAACGUGUUCGAUCCCUUCUCCCUCGACCUCUGGGACCCCUUUGAGGGCUUCCCCUUCGGCUCCGGCAACAGCAGCAGUCUCUUCCCCUCGUUCCCGCGGACCAGCUCGGAGACCGCGGCCUUCGCUGGCGCGCGGAUCGACUGGAAGGAGACUCCAGAGGCGCACGUGUUCAAGGCCGACGUACCGGGGCUGAAGAAGGAGGAGGUCAAGGUGGAGGUCGAGGACGGCAACGUCCUUCAGAUCAGCGGCGAGCGCAACAAGGAGCAGGAGGAGAAGACGGACACCUGGCACCGCGUGGAGCGGAGCAGCGGGAGGUUCCUGCGCAGGUUCCGACUGCCCGAGAACGCCAAGACGGAGCAGAUCACGGCCGCCAUGGAGAACGGCGUGCUUACAGUCACUGUGCCGAAGGAGGACGCCAAGAAGCCUGAAGUGAAGUCCAUUCAGAUCUCCGGCUAGACCUCGGUCUGCGGUCGUCGUACCUGCGUGGUUUGAGGAACGGCAGUUCGCCUCGGUCGUUCUGUGAAAUAAAAUUGGGUUACAAGAAUUAUGGCGUUUGUCAAUAUGGUCGUAAUGUCGUAGGAUGGUGGAAUGUGGUCACAAACUUUGCGUAUGUUGGGUCUACUUGUGGUGUCUGAAUCUAUGUAUGGAUGUCAUGAGUUUGUCUACUAGAGUUCUAGUUCCUGUGGUGUUCGUAUGAUGUAUAUCAUGAGUUAACUCUAUCUAAAAUUUCUUCAUUAUGGUAUUUUUAAG